AUGAAAAAGUUUGGUGACGGCUCCUCUAGACUCGCUUCUAAAGGGCGCGAGAUGGCAAUCGCAGACCAUCUCUUUCCUGCCGCUCCAGUCACCGACUGGGACCUCAUGCCAGAGCCAGCGAUCAGGAACAUCUUAGACAACUUCGACCCCGAUGCUGAUGAAAAACAGAACCUUAAACGUCAUUUAUUGGUUCAUGUAUCAACCUUCAAUGAGCGUUGUAAGAUUGUGUGUAUGUAUUGCUUAUCUAAUGGUAUAUCCAAAAAAUUUGUCACUCGUAAACUACUGCAGAAACAUUGUGUGAAGGAGCAUGAUGUGGAAUUACAAGAAGAAAUCAAAACAUUUACUUCAAAGUCAGAAUUCAAUAAAUGGCAACUUGAUGUUCAACGAAGUACUCAGUGUCGAUUUGUUUCUACUCGUGGUGAUAAUAAAGUUGCAAAUGGUGUGAAAAAAUUGUAUCUGAAUUGUCACCGUGAUGGUUAUUUUAACAGAAAGUUGAAUUCUAUAAGAAAACUAAAAAGUCAGGGUUCCAAUAAGAUUAAUGCAACAUGUACAGCACAAAUGGUUGUAUCUGAAAAUCUUGACGGAAAAGUAAAGGAAGGCGUCCCUUUUGAUACGAUUCUUGAUCAAAUUCGAGAAUCGAUCAAUGAUAUGUAUGUAGACAAUGCAUUGGUGUGUUUAGGAAAACGAGAUAUUUGGAAUAUACGACGUGAUUUCCAGUUACAUAAAGGCCGUCAACAUACUAAUGAUUUUAUCAGUGUUAAGUUAUGGGUUGAAAAAGUUCAAGGUUUAAAUGAGAAGAACCCAGUCCUUUAUUACAAAGAACAAAGCCAAGAAAAAAUUAAUUAUUCAGCAAAUAAAGUACAAGAAGAUGGUAACAUCAUGUUAGUUAUAGCAAAUGAUUUUCAAUUAAGUAUGUUGGAAAAGUUUGGUAAUGAUAUUAUAUGUAUAGAUUCAACACAUGGAACAAAUAUAUAUGAUUUUCAUCUAACUACUCUUCUUGUGGUAGACGAGUUUGGGAACGGAAUCCCAACAGCAUUCUGUAUAUCAAAUAAGAAAGAUACUGCUACUUGGGUUACGUUUUUUGAAAAACUACGUGAUCGUGGUAUUUUUCUCCAUCCUAAAGUCUUCAUGUCCGAUAUUGAUGACUCAUUUUAUAAUGCAUGGAGGACUGUCAUGAAAUCUGCUGAGAAAAGAUUAUUGUGUACGUGGCAUGUUGACAAAGCUUGGAGAACAAACCUUCAAGAGAAAAUUAAGAUACAAGAAAAGAGAGCUCUGGUGUAUAAAGGACUACGAGAUUUAUUACAAGAGACAAAUGUCGACAAAUUUUUUAAACUCGUGGAAGGCUUUCUAGUAGAUACUUAUAGUGACGAUGAUACUAAAGAGUUUGCUUCAUAUUUUAACAACUUUUAUAUGAAACGUGUUAAUGAAUGGGCUUAUUGCUAUAGAAAAGGAAGCUUUAUAAAUACAAAUAUGUAUUUAGAAAGCUUUCAUAAAGUUUUUAAAUAUUAUUAUUUAGAAGGUCGGAAAAAUAAACGUCUCGAUACAUGUAUUGAUGCCCUUUUAAAACUAAUUCGUGACCAAUAUUUUAAAAGGGCACGGAAAUUAUGCAAAAGUAAGCCUUCUAAAAUUAUGGAAGCAAUUUCACUAAGUCAUCGCAAGGCAAUAAACGGAGUAGUAACAAAAUUAACCCAAGUAUCUGAUAGGAUUUGGUUUGUCACAUCUUUUACUAAUGCAAACAUUACUUAUGAAGUGGUGAAAAUCUUAGAUGAGAAGGAAGCCUGCUCUGAUAGAGACAAUUGUUACUCUACUUGUAUUCCAUGUAAGAUUUGUAUUCAUACAUAUUCAUGUGAAUGUAUUGACUAUAUCAUUAAAAAUAAUAUUUGUAAACAUAUACAUUUCUGCGUACAAACAAGGAUGAAACAAGAUUUUGUUAUAUCCAAUAAUGCUGUAGAAGUAAAUAUAGACAACAUUGCUAUGUUGGAGCCCUAUAUUGCACCUGUUAAUCAUUCAACUUCAAAUGAUAAACUAUCUGCAAUUAAAUUAAAAGCAGAAGCCUUCCUCGGUUACUUAUCAAAAGGGACUCAUGUGGAUGCAGAUUUCACUGAUGAAACAUUAAGUUCCUGGUUCAGAAAGCUUGAUAAAAUGUUAGAAGAUAUUGAUUCUAAAAAUCAGUUCUCAAAACAAAAUAUUAGUCCUGAAGCUGUCAAGGAACCUGGAAACAAGAAAGUAAUGAAACAGGUACGAUUUUAUUCUACAAAGAAAAAUCAACGUCCAUUAACUUCAUUAAAUAUGUCUCUUCCUACAUCAAAUGAAAAGGUUAAUAUUGUGCAAGGGCUGUUGCGGGCCAGUGAGGAUAUUGAAAAUAUUCAUACCAACUUUGACCAUAAAUACGUAUAA
Molecule: messenger RNA, 2397 nt
Organism: Acyrthosiphon pisum (pea aphid)
Lineage: Eukaryota; Metazoa; Arthropoda; Insecta; Hemiptera; Aphididae
Exons: 4
Coding region: 1-2397 (798 amino acids)
Source: RefSeq, a predicted model, not a curated record